Molecule: messenger RNA, 345 nt
Organism: Stylonychia lemnae
Lineage: Eukaryota; Ciliophora; Spirotrichea; Sporadotrichida; Oxytrichidae
Source: the annotation of a GenBank genome assembly
AUGAAAUCAAAUAUCAUUGCCGUACUCCUAUUAGCUCUAUUGUCAAUUAGUACCUUGGCAUAAGACUAUUCGAGAUUCUCCAAAGCAGUAUUCUCAUAUCCAAAAGGCAGAUAUCACGAAAUCAGUGAGGAAUUGAGAACUUUCUUGGAAACUGAGUUAUCAAAUUACAAGCCAAUUGAAGUUGUUGAAGGAGAUAACCUCGUUCAAAGCAAGAUAGAGUAUAUUGAAUCUACAAAUGGAGAAGUUGGAGAGACAGCCUUCCCUAAAUACUUCCCAGUUAGCAUGUUGAAGGAGAUGUUAUAUCAAAAUGGUAUGAAAUUAUAGGGACCUGCUGAAGAUUUAUGA